AUGAUAGAUUAUUUUAUCAUUUUCCUAUUUGUGAAAACAAUACAACCUUAAUUUAUAUUGGAUUAAGUGCAAGUUCUGAACUAUGAAUUCAAUGAGAAGCUUGAAUUGAAUCCACUAUUCAAGCGAAAUUGUCUGAAUGAUAGAGAGCGUUUGUGUAAACUACAUUUAGAGGCCUUAUCACCAAAAGUUGAGGAGAUAAUAUCUAUUGCAAGUGAGUACCUCAAUUACUUUGGAGCUGAAGAUCCUGAUCAAUACUAGAGGCUUAUGAAUUAAAUCAUCACUCAAUAUGUUUAUAGGCAAGAUGAAUAUUAAGCAUACGCACUUGUAUUCUAAGGAUUGAGAGAUGUGGUAUAGAGUAUACUCAAUAUAUAAAUUGGCAUAAAUUCUAAAGAAGGAGAAAUGAUGAUAGUGAUGGAGAAUACAACUAAGCAAUUCGACAAUCUAAUUACAUUUGAAAAUCUCUAUCUUUCUGAAGAUGGCAACUUUAUAUAUACAAAAGAACAGGAAGGUGUGAUUCAUUUCAAUUCUUCUGUUAAUCUUGGAACAAUAAAGAUGAAUUCAACCUAAAUAUUAGCGAGUUAUUUCAAUAAAAAAAAGACUCUUUUCAAAAGUCGAUCAAUGGUUGAAUUAUUUGGUGGUGGAACAGAAAUCACAAAAUUAAACAUCAGUGCUCAUUCUCAAAUUGCAUACAUCACAUUUAUGAUCGAAGCAACACCUUUAAGUCCUGAAAAACUCAAAAAUAAGAUUCAUAUUGCACUUCAAUAAAGAUAUAGACAACUUCAUAGAAUUAAGGAUGAUUUUAUAGAAUAAUUUAUUAGGCAUUUCGUUCCAAAGUAUAUGCAUCCAGCAUUGCAUGACAUAAUUUAGAAUAUGAUUCAAAAUAAACCAGUUUAAACUCAAUAUCUAGAAUUAUAAUUUAUAAUAGAUGAAUUGAGGACUACGAAAAGUGAAAAAUUGAUAGAACUUAAUAAAUUGAUUGAAUAACUUUUAUAAUGA
Messenger RNA from Paramecium tetraurelia, 996 nucleotides. RefSeq lists its product as uncharacterized. The transcript has 2 exons. The record is from RefSeq and is a predicted model, not a curated record. NCBI's taxonomy places the organism in Eukaryota, Ciliophora, Oligohymenophorea, Peniculida, Parameciidae.